Psilocybe cubensis is the source of this 1929-nucleotide messenger RNA. Its product is annotated as Signal recognition particle receptor subunit alpha-like protein. The annotation marks the transcript as partial. Gene Ontology annotation, biological process: SRP-dependent cotranslational protein targeting to membrane. Gene Ontology annotation, molecular function: GTP binding; signal recognition particle binding; ATP hydrolysis activity. NCBI's taxonomy places the organism in Eukaryota, Fungi, Basidiomycota, Agaricomycetes, Agaricales, Agrocybaceae. The transcript is spliced from 13 exons. The record is from RefSeq and is a predicted model, not a curated record. Gene Ontology annotation, cellular component: signal recognition particle receptor complex; endoplasmic reticulum membrane.
GAGGAAUCGUACUAUGGUCUCGAUCUUUCACUCCUGACGCUGCACAUCUUGCGACCUCCCUUGAUAGAGGGGCGUACUACAGAGGAGAAGUAUGAGAAAGACGGCUACGCUGUUAAGUGGACAUUUGUAAACGAACUUGAACUUAUUUUUGUGGUUGCAUAUCAGCGCAUACUGCAGCUAACUUAUGUAGACGACCUUCUUGCUGCCAUGAAACGACUGUUCAUUCAAUAUUUUGAACCUUUUGUCGCUUCAUUCGUAGCAUCGCUGCACAACAUAGGUACCAUUAAAAAUGCAGCUGCCGAAGGUCCGUCUUGGGAUUUCGCCAAAGCAUUCGAGCGUUGGGACACGCUUUUCGAUAAACUUCUUAAGAGCCUCGAGGAAAAAGCAGCCCAGGACCGCAAAUCUCGCUUGCGUUCAGUUGUACGUCCUGUUGAGGAUGUUACCCCUCCUUCAGAUGAACCUGAUACAGUUCCCUCAAUUAAUCCUGAUGUUCCCCAAGACGAGCAACAAAUAGCUCGCAAUGUCCAGGCUCUAAAGAGUCGCCUGCGUGGUCGGGGAGGUCGUCGUGUAACUCGGGGACGAGCUGAUUUAUCGAGUAAAGACAGCCCAGCAGAAUCGGACUCUGAUACUCAGUCUAAGCGCAAAGCAAAGGCUAAAGUGCAACGAAAGUGGGGAGACGAACCGGUCACAGAGUCUGAUAUGGCGUCGUUGGACUUUAGCUCCGAUAAACCGAGUGCUGGUGUCGACAUUGGAUCGCAUGACCUUGAGUCAUUAGUUGAUAAGUCAUCUCUUGGUCACCGUACCAGCGACGGUCUUUACGAGGUCAAAGAUUGGGAUUUCUCCAGAGAUAAGACAGCAAACGAUGCGGACGACGCUAUCGCCAGGGCUCUGAAGCCGUUGGAUUCCAGAACUUCAGGAGCUGAGGGAUCAAUGGGAGCAUUCAGCUCCAUUUUUGCCCGUUUGACGGGUUCCAAGACCCUGACGCAAAGCGAUCUUAAACCCGUCCUAGACGCCAUGAAGCAACAUCUCAUGAAAAAGAAUGUCGCAAAAGAUAUCGCUGAGAAAGUCUGUGAAGGCGUUGGUGAGAGCCUUAUCGGGAAAAAGGUCGGAGGAUUUCAAACACCGUACAAUGCAUUCCGAACCGCCCUUUCUACAUCGCUGACGCGAAUAUUGACUCCAAAAACAUCCACCGAUCUUUUGCUAUCUAUCAGAACAAAGUUGACUGCGCCUUUGCCGUCUAAUCAAGCACGGAUGCCAUAUAGCAUCACCUUUGUCGGUGUAAAUGGAGUUGGGAAAAGUACAAACCUCUCGAAAGUAUGUUUCUGGCUUAUUCAAAACGGAUUGCGCGUUUUGAUUGCAGCCUGUGAUACCUUCCGAAGCGGAGCUGUUGAACAGCUUCGAGUGCAUGUUCGAAACCUCAGCAUGCUCGGUGUUAAUGGGUCGACAAAUAGCAAAGGGCGAGUGGAGCUCUUUGAACGAGGGUACGGUAAAGAUGCUGCUGCUAUCGCGCGAGAAGCUAUCUUACAUGCAAGAGAUAACAAUUUCGAUGUUGUCUUGAUUGAUACUGCUGGACGAAUGCAAGAUAACGAGCCAUUAAUGCGGGCGUUGGCAAAAUUAGUUUCCGUCAACAAUCCUGACAAGAUCAUCUUUGUAGGAGAAGCAUUAGUGGGCAACGAAGCGGUCGACCAAUUAACAAAGUUCGACCGUGCUCUUCGCGAUUUUUCAUCCGCCUCUGGUGCAGGGAAUGGUCGCGGAAUUGACGGUAUGUUGGUCACCAAGUGGGACACAGUAGACGACAAGGUUGGAGCGGCUUUAUCAAUGACCUAUGUUACUGGCCAGCCAAUCAUCUUCGUUGGAUGCGGACAGACGUAUACGGAUCUUAGGCAACUGAGAGUUGCAAACGUUGUGCAAGCUAUUUUAAAGGAUUGA